AUGACCAGUAACACGUUAACGCGUACUCAGAAUAGCCGCGUGCUGCAGGCUUUUCGCGCCAUUGGCAUCGUGGUAGCUGAUGUACCACUUGUGUGGUAUGGCAUGGGUAAAGCGAGCUUUGCAACGGCGUCGCUGGGCAAGUCUUUUAUCGUGUACAAGUGCGACAAAUUAACGCCUGUGCUCGUGUCGCCUCAGCUGCCCAAGCGCAUUGCGGCCUUGGCCGUACAGCCUCAGAGACAAUUGACGUUCACGGCCUGUGGCCGUCAAAUUAUUGUGUGGAAACGAGUGGAGCGGGUCAAGACAUUGCUGGGUCACAAAGGAGCUAUUCAGCAGCUGAUGACUGUGGGCACGGUCCUCUUUUCACUGGAUGACGCGCGUAGCAUCAUCAUGUGGGACUUGGACACGUUGAAGAUUAUUGACACGUUGAGUUUUCCAGUCCAGUUUGAGCCUACGAGAAUGCUGCACCCAGACACGUACUUGAACAAGAUCUUGAUCGGGUCCAAACAAGGUCCGUUGCAGCUCUGGAACGUCCGGAAGAAAACCUGUGUGUUUGAGUUUACAGGAUGGGGCAGUGCUGUGACGGCGCUCGAACAGAGUCCUGCGGUGGACGUUGUGAGUAUCGGUCUGGCAGAUGGACGACUGAUGGUGCACCACUUGCAGCUCGAUCAGCGCGUGCUGGACUUUCGACAGGAUCAGCAGAGUGAAAUUACGGCCGUUUCGUUCAGGACGGAUGCAGGUGCUUCAACGACGCCGUUGGUCGUCUCGGGAUCGCGAUCGGGUGAUAUUGCAGUGUGGAAUCUGCAAACGAAACGUCUGGAGUCGGUGAUUGCGAACGCGCACGAUGGCGCUGUGAUGUCGCUGCACUUCUUGGCCAAUGAGCCGUUGUUGCUGUCUGCGGGGACAGAUAACUCGAUCAAGUUGUGGAUCUUUGACCAUCUGAAUGGAGGAACAGCUCGCCUGCUUAAGUCGCGUGAGGGUCACCGUGCACCACCGACGCGCAUUCGGUACUACGGUAACAACACGCUUGCUACAAUGUCGGACGGUGCUGACGGCACCUGCUGUCAGAUCUUAUCAGCCGGUCAGGACCGCGCUUUCCGUGUCUUCCACACGGCUCGUGAGCAGCAGAGCAGGGAGCUCUCGCAAGGACCCGUUCUCAAGAAGGCGCGCAGUUUAAGCGUUCGCGUGGAGGACUUGAAGCUUCCGCCGAUUGUGCAGUUUGCUGCUAUGGAGACACGUGCUCGCGAUUGGGCGAACGUAAUCACGUGCCAUGAGAACGAGAUUGCUGCCUACGUGUGGCGUUUCGAGCACCGUGCUAUCGGCAAGAAGGUGCUUCGACAGUAUGAUCCGAGCCACCGCGUUCCUUCUGGCAGCGUAGAGGAUCUACGCCGCAAAAAGACGCAAGCUACUAGCGUGACUAUCAGCUCAUGUGGCAAUUACGCACUCGUUGGCAGCUUGGGUGGGGCUAUCUUCCAAUACAAUAUGCAGUCAGGAGAAGCUCGUGGUUCGUUUCCGGUGGCGGUGACUCCGAAGCCAAAGAUUAUUAGCUCGCUCGUGCUACCUGGAACAGAUUUGUCGGUACUGCAAGACGACGAAUACGACAAGACUGCUGGGGAUGCUCAUGACGGACCUGUGAGCGCCGUUGCUGUUGAUGCGCUUAAUGAGACCUUGGUCUCUGCAGGAAUUGACGGUAAGCUGAAAUUUUGGGACUUCAGAAAGCACGACCUGUGCCACACGAUUAAUGUGGACUCGCCCAUCAGCCAGAUGGAGUUGCACCGCGAUAGCAACUUGCUGUGCGUGGCGUGCGAUGACCAAAUACUUCGUUUGUUUGAUGUGACAACCCGCAAGCUCGUACGUCGUUUUGCAGGACACUCGCACCGUGUGACGGACAUGACCUUCAGCUCGGAUGCGCGGUGGCUGUUCUCGUCAUCAGCUGACGCAUCGUUGCGCGUGUGGGAUAUCCCGACGGGCAAGUGCGUUGACUGGUUGCGGUUUCAGAAACCUGUGACUAGUUUGGCUGUGUCGCCUACCGGCGAGUUCCUUGCUACGACGCACGUGGGCCACGUUGGCAUUUUCUUGUGGGCAAAUCGCAGCUUUUUCACGGAAAUCUAUCUUGAUUCGGAGCCGACCCAGCCUGUGCUGAUGGAUAUGCCUGUAGCCCUGAAUGAGGUGGACAACAGCGACCAUCUUGACUUUGGCACUGAACGUAAUCCUCAGGUAUCAGCGGCAAGUGCUGACGAGCUACGGCCUGAAAGUGUCGUGGAUGUAAAAGGUGAAGCGAGCUCGGGACCGCUUGAUGAUUCUCUGAUCACACUCUCAACGGCCCCACGUGCAUUUUGGCAAUCUCUGUUCAACCUGGAGCUUAUCAAGAAGCGUAAUAAGCCUAUUGAACCUCCCAAGGCACCGGAACAUGCUCCUUUUUUCCUCCAAACUGCUCGUAAGGACGAUGUGCACCCUACGUUUGUACCUGUUGCACCUGAAAAGGAGAAGGGUCCUGAGAAGGAGGGGGGUGAAGACGUGAUGCUGGAAAACUGGGGUGCUCAGGAUGGCGAUGCAGCAUGGGGUGAUGAUGACGGCGAGGACAUGGAAGAGGACGCUGAAGUCACUGCCUCAAGCUCGCGGAUCGUCAAAACGGCAGGCAUGGUUACUUCUCGCUGCAAAUUGGCGACGUUGUUGGCAAAAUCGAUGCAGAACGAAGAAUGUAGCGACCACUCGGCCUCGCGCUUUGCUGACGUGGCGGCAUAUAUGCAGUCGCUUUCUGCGUCCUCAGUGGACGUCGAAAUGAGCACGCUGUGUAUGGGCGACUUUGAUGAGGAGGGCAAGAAGCUGUUGGCUUAUUUUCUGAACUUCCUGCACGAGGAGAUGCGUACGCGUUGUAACUUUCAAGUGCUUCAAGCCUACCUGAAUCGAUUCUUGAAACUGCACGAGGAACUAUUGGUGGCGGACCCGGUGCUGUUGGCCCAGGCAGAUAAACUGGGAGCUGUGCAGCAGCAACAGUGGCAGCACCUGCAGAAGCUAUUGCACAACAAUUUGUGUCUGGUGCAAUACCUCAGCAAGAUCCAGAUGUAA
Peronospora matthiolae is the source of this 3066-nucleotide messenger RNA. The record is from the annotation of a GenBank genome assembly. Lineage: Eukaryota; Oomycota; Peronosporomycetes; Peronosporales; Peronosporaceae.